UACUACACUAUGGCAACCCUACGGUCGGCCAUAGUGGAUAUCAGUGAAUGAAAACAAGACUAUUCUUCGAUGUUGUGAAUUUGAAUGUAUUUUUUAUCGUUUAUUUACCGAAAUAGAGCGAUAAUCCGCUUUGGAUGAGCUCAUUUGUGCAUUCAAGUCCCUUAAUAAAUGCUUAAAAUAGUGCAAAUGUGCUUGGAUUGAAAGAAAUUCAAAUUAUUUCGAACAAACGGUGUUGUGUCUGUGAACUCCUGUAUAACAUCAACAGUAAUCGAAGCUGAUCUUUCUGCACUAAUUUCAGGAACAAGGGAUUUGCGAAUCAAGACUUCUGAGAAGAAGUGGUGUGUAAAAUCCAAACUGAAAUCCGUUGGACACCACUUUAAAAUGGCUGAACAUUCCCGAAACAGGCUCGCCUUAAAUAUAUAAGAAAUUUGCUUUGUUCCAACUACUGACGAAAACCUUUGGUUCGAUUGCCUAAGCACAUCUAAUCCGAGAUGGAUCCCUUGUGGUUUCAUUUAAUAACUACUGCUGCGCUCAUCUCUUGUGCCUAUGUCGCAUGCGAUUCUACCGAUGAUUUCUCUCACAGAGAGUACGUCAAAUAUUUAACAAAUCCGCCUCGCAUAGAAACAUUUCCUCAAGACCAGACUGUUGCCAGUGGUGGCAUUGCAGUGUUUGUUUGCACUGCCAUUGGAAACCCAAAUCCUCAAAUUGAAUGGCGAAAGAAUGGCAAGAGAGUAACAACCCAAAGAUAUGCAGCUAUAGAUAUGCCCAAUGGCUCAGUGCUUAGAAUUGAACCUGUCAGAGCUGGCAGAGAUGACGCCACCUAUGAAUGUGUUGCUGAAAAUGGUGUUGGGGAACCUGUAAGAGCAUUGGCUGACCUCAUUGUGCUACCGGAGAAUGCUUUACCGCCUGGAUUUCCCACUUUUGUUCGGCAGCCCAACAUGCAAGGCAUUGAAAAGGGCCGAAGUGCUCUUCUCCCAUGCCAGGCAGAGGGUGAUCCAGAACCCAAUAUCAGGUGGUUAAAAAACAUGAUACCCUUGGAUAUGACAAUACCUCGAUACUCUUUGGUACAAGGAUAUUCUUUACAAAUAUCUGAUGCCGAAGAGGAAGACCAGGGUAAUUAUGAAUGCAUGGCUGAAAAUUCUCUUGGCUCAGCAUUGUCUGUCAUGGCAACACUGUUUGUCAGAGUGAGGAGAGUUCCACCUUACUUCUCUAUUCGUCCUGAAAAUCUUUAUGAAGUGAUGCCUGGAAGUUCAUUGAAUAUCACUUGUGUAGCUGUUGGUUCCCCAAUGCCAUUUGUGAAGUGGAGAAAGGGUCUCGUUGAUAUCACUCCUGAUCACACUAUUCCCAUUGGAAGAAAUGUUCUGGUGCUUACUGAUAUAACCGAUUCUGCUAACUACACUUGCAUUGCUGCCUCUAAACUUGGCACCCUCGAAACCACUGCUCAGGUUGUCGUACAAGCACUUCCAAGACCUCCAACAAAUGUUCGAAUAUCAGAUGUGACUGCAACGUCUGUUCGCUUAUCAUGGUCAUACGAUAUAGGUUCAGAAAAUAUUAUUUAUUAUGUCAUACAAUAUAAACCAAAACAAGCUAACCAAGAAUAUAGCGAAAUAAGUGGUAUUACUACAAUGUUUUAUACUGUACGUGACCUGAGCCCAUAUACAGAGUAUGAAUUCUAUGUUAUUGCUGUAAAUGGUAUUGGAAGAGGCUCCCCAAGUACUCCUGUUGUUGCUACUACAGGCGAAACAGAACCUGGUAGUGCACCCAGAAAUGUUCAAGCUAGACCCUUAAGUUCCAGUACUGUUGUUAUUCAGUGGGAUCCACCUAAAGAACCCAAUGGGCAAGUGACGGGUUAUAAAGUGUAUUACACUACACGGCCGAAUCUUCCCACAUCAGCCUGGAAUACUCAGCCUGUAGAUAAUAAUCAAUUAACUACCAUUAGUGACCUUACUCCCCAAACCAUAUACACCAUACGCAUCCAAGCCUUUACUAGCCGGGGACCUGGACCCCAUUCAGCCCCUGUACAAGUCAAAACUCAACAAGGAGUACCCAGCCAACCAAGUAACCUGCGAGUAGUCGCUACAUCCUCAACUACUGUACAGGUGACUUGGUCUAAACCCUCCCACUCCGGUGAGAAAGUAAUUGGAUAUGUCCUCUAUUGGAACGACACUUUUACACAACAGCAGUAUCAUCAAAUUAUUGGAGAUCCAACUACUGACUCUUACACAUUAAGCGAUCUUUACCCUGAUACACUUUACUAUGUAUGGGUAGCUGCACGUUCACGUGAAGGUGAAGGAGCUGCCACGCCACCAUCCCAAGUGCGUACGGAUCAGUAUGUGCCUGGCGCCCCUCCCCAAGACGUUCGCGGCUCUGCCGUUAACUCCCGCUCCCUACACAUCACUUGGAAACCCCCGCCGCGAGAGCAACAGAAUGGUGCCAUCACGUACUAUAAAGUCAAGUAUGCCAAAGUGGACAAUGGAGAUGACCUGGCAAAGGCCCAGGAGAUCCGCGUUGAAGCUGACCAGCUGUCUUAUCAAAUUGGAGCAUUGGAUAAGUGGACAGAGUAUAGAAUAUGGGUCAUUGCUGGAACAGAAGUGGGUGAUGGGCCUCCGUCCAUGCCCAUAAUUGUACGCACUGAUGAAGAUGUGCCUGGUGAACCCAGGGCAGUAAAAGUAGUCGCUAUUAAUAGCACCACCAUAACUGUACGCUGGAAGCCACCCGCUAAUAAAGACCGUAACGGCUUGAUACGAGGCUACCAAAUUCACGUACAGGAAGUGACCAACGAAGGAGACUUUGUGAAUGAGCCGAAGAGAUAUGAUGUAGCCGAUGAAAAUGCAGAGGAAUAUAAUGUCACCAAACUACAACCUGAAACAUUGUAUGCUGUGCAAGUUGCUGCUGUCACGAGGAAAGGAGAUGGAACUCGCAGCAAGGUCAAAACACAAAAAACUUCGGGUGGAGUGCCUACUCGUCCAGAACUUACUGCUCAACUCAUUCAAGAAGAACCUAAUCUUGUUGCUCAAAUUCAAUGGUCCCGCCCAACCAACAUUUAUGGCCAGUUGAUGAGCUACAAAUUACGCUUUGGCCGCUCAGAUACACAGCAGAUGGAUGAGAGAACAAUUAAUCCUGGCGAUCAAAUACAUCAGAUUCCCAAUUUAGAUCGAGGAGCCCGAUAUGAGUUUUAUUUGUCAGGGAAAAAUAAUGUUGGCUGGGGCCAAGAAGCUUAUACAUAUCUUGAUACUCCUGAAGGAGUACCAACUGCACCACCUCAAAACUUGUCCCGAAGAUUACAGAGUCCAACUGGUGUUGUAAUUACAUGGUCACCACCUGUUCAGCAAUUCAGAAAUGGACGUAUUACUCAUUACAGUAUAAAGUUCCACAAAGUAUCUGAUGGUUCAGUUACAGAACGCAAUACAACUGAAACACGCAUGGUCUUUAGUAAUUUGGAUGAAAAUACUGAAUAUGCUUUCCAAGUAUGUGCGUACACUAGUAAAGGGGGUGGUCCCUGGAGCCCCCGAAUGACUGUUCAGACUCCGGGGGAUGUACCGCCAGCCCCCACAAGUGUUCAAGCAGUUGCAACAUCUGAUCAGUCUGUUGAAGUAUGGUGGGAUCAAGUUCCAUAUUUUCUGGACAUUUUAGGAUAUGAAGUUUUGUACAUUCAGGAUCCUGUAGAAGAUUUAGACAAGUGGAGUAACAAAAGUGUCCCGUUAACAUGGUCUGCAGAAUUAACAGGGUUAGACAGUCACGCAAUGUAUGCCAUUCGAGUUGCAGCCAGAUCCCGUCAGAACCUGGGUAGACUGUCAGAAUUGAUCACAGUUCGAGUGGCUCCAACAGAUGUCCCUACUCAAUUAAGAGCACAAGAUGUAACUACUCAUAGUAUGGCUCUGUCUUGGAGAAGACCAUCAAAGUUAGAUCCUAUAAAAUACAAAAUCUCUUAUGGUGCUCAUAAAGAGUUUUAUGACAGUCAAGGUCAUUUGCAAAAGUUACCCAUUCCUACUCAGACUGUAUUUGUGGAGGCUGAUGUUACAGAAUAUUCAGUGGAUAACUUGAUGCCAUUUACCAGUUACCAAGUGAACAUCACUGCGAUACCACCUGACGAGAGCUUCCGCCCUCCUGCGAAAAUCACUGUUACUACUGCCAUGGCUGCACCGAAACCCAUGGUGAAACCUGAUUCGUUUGGCGUGAAGAAUGGUUGGGAAAUCACUGUCAUUUUACCUAAGGCGUCGGAAGAAUAUGGUCCGAUUAGCCAUUACUUCCUUGUUGUUGUACCUACUGAAGAAGCUUACAGAGAUCCUGGGCAGUUUACUCUUGAAGAGCUUACUGCUACACCUGUUGAUCAAAUAGGCCCUUAUAUUGCUGCCAAAUUCUUACACCGCUCGAUGCCUGAGCUGUUCAGUUUAGGAAAUGGCAAAAUGUUUAAUGGCUAUCAAAAUCGCAGACUUGUUCAUGAUCAAAAAUAUAGCAUAUUUGUUCGAGCUGUUGUUGAUACUCCUCAAAAGAGUCUGUAUACCAGCAGUCCAUUCUCUGAUCCCAUCAGUUUGGACAUGCAGCCUGUUCGAGGUCCAACACCGCCAAUUGUCCCUGGAAUGAUUGAUAGAAAUGAUCUCCCUGACAUGUCUCAGAUCAAUAGUGAUGCUGAUAAAGCUCAAAUUGUGUGGAUAAUUGUACCUGUAAUAGCUUUGAUUGUGCUUACGUUCAUAAUUAUUGCUGUUUUUGUAAUGAAGAGAUGGCAUUGUUACAGGCAUUUCCCUCACCUCCUUUAUAACAGAAGGCGACAACUUGCGAAGACACCCGGAGGAGAGACCACCAUGAAACUGCUGAUGACCACAGCUGAACGAGAACUGCCCACACACCCAACAGAUCCCGUAGAGAUCAGGCGCAUGAACUAUCAGACUCCGGCUAUGAUUAACCAUCCCCCUAUACCAGUCACAGAGCUUGCCAAUCAUUUAGAGAUGUUGAAAGCCAAUGACAACAUGAAGUUCUCUCAGGAAUAUGAGUCGAUUGAACCUGGCCAGCAGUUUACGUGGGAAAAUUCCAACUUAGAAGUGAACAAACCAAAGAAUCGUUAUGCAAAUGUCAUAGCUUAUGACCACAGCCGUGUUGUUUUACAAUCCCUGGACAGCCUACCAGGAUCAGAUUAUGUGAAUGCCAAUUAUUGUGAUGGGUAUCGAAAGCAGAAUGCAUACAUUGCCACUCAAGGACCUCUUCCUGAGACAUUUGGUGAUUUCUGGAGAACGGUUUGGGAACAGAGGAGUGCCACAAUCGUUAUGAUGACCAAGCUGGAAGAGAGGACAAGAAUCAAGUGUGACCAGUAUUGGCCAACACGAGGAACUGAGACUUAUGGAGUAAUGCAGGUCACCUUGUCUGAUGUUCAAGAAGUUGCUACUUAUUGUAUAAGAACCUUGCACAUAUCAAGGAUGAAUCAAAGUGGUGGAGAGAAACGUGAAGUGCGUCAAUUCCAAUUUACAGCCUGGCCAGAUCAUGGUGUUCCCGACCAUCCGACACCAUUUUUAAUGUUUUUAAGAAGAGUUAGGUCUAUGAAUCCACCUGAAUCAGGGCCCAUGAUUGUACAUUGCAGUGCCGGUGUGGGUAGAACAGGUUGCUUCAUAGUGAUUGAUUCCAUGCUUGAGAGACUGAAAAAUGAAAGCACUGUCGAUAUCUAUGGACAUGUCACGUGCCUUAGGGCUCAGCGCAAUUACAUGGUCCAAACUGAAGACCAGUAUGUCUUCAUUCACGAUGCCGUGCUGGAAGCUGUUAUUGCUGGCAGUACAGAAGUUCCUGCACGCAAUCUCUUUGUACACAUUCAGCAGCUGAUGAAUGUCUUGCCUGUUGAAGGUUGCAGUGGAAUGGAGUUAGAAUUUAAGAAACUUGCCAAUAUGAAGACACAAUCCAGCAAGUUUGUUAGUGCUAAUUUACCUGUAAACAAGUUUAAAAAUAGGCUAAUGAAUAUUCUUCCAUAUGAAGCAACAAGAGUUUGCUUACAACCCAUUAGAGGAGUAGAUGGUUCAGAUUAUAUAAAUGCCAGCUUCAUAGAUGGUUACAAAUAUCGUAAUGCUUAUAUAUCCACUCAAGGACCUCUACCAGAAACAACUGAAGAUUUCUGGCGUAUGUUGUGGGAACACAAUUCCAACAUUGUAGUCAUGCUUACCAAGUUAAAAGAAAUGGGAAGAGAAAAGUGUCAUCAGUAUUGGCCAAACGAACGAUCUCAAAGAUAUUUGUAUUAUGUGGUUGAUCCUAUCACUGAAUAUAAUAUGCCUCAGUACAUCUUACGAGAAUUCAAAGUAACAGAUGCCAGAGAUGGCCAGUCUAGAACUAUUAGGCAAUUCCACUUCACCGAUUGGCCAGAGCAAGGAGUCCCGAAGUCUGGGGAUGGCUUUAUCGAGUUUAUUGGUCAAGUACAUAAAACGAAAGAACAAUUUGGACAAGAGGGUCCAAUCACUGUGCACUGCAGUGCUGGUGUCGGUCGUAGUGGAGUAUUCAUAACUCUCAGCAUAGUACUUGAAAGAAUGCAAUAUGAAGGUGUAGUAGAUGUAUUCCAAACUGUUCGAACAUUAAGAACACAGCGCCCAGGCAUGGUUCAAACUGAGGAUCAAUACCAAUUCUGCUAUCGAGCAUCAUUAGAAUACUUAGGAUCAUUUGACCAUUAUACUAAUUGAGAACUUUUAAGUAACAGCAUUAAUAUAUAUUAUCUCUAACCAAAGCCUUGUCUCCUGCAUGCUGUCAUCAUGCUGAUCAAAAAAGAAGGUAUUAGCUUAAGAUGUCAAUGUGCACUAGACAUUUUUUCAUCAUCGAUAGAACAAAUUGGUGCUGAUUGUGCAAAAAAAAAUUUAUGGGGAAAACCAAACGACGUUAUGUUUAUUUCCGUGAUGUGCACGUGUACCCGAGAAACUUAUGUUUUGUGGAACCAACAGUCCCUGCAUGGUGGAUUUGUUUGUGGUACAUUGUUCCUUUAGCAAAUAUGGUAUACAUACAGCUUGUGUGGAGUUUUGAUUGAGUAUACACUACAUAUCCAAGCAUUACAGAAAAACUUAUGUUAUUGAGAGAACAUAUCAUAAUGUCUUUUACUUUCAUUUUCUGCCAUCCUAUUUAUUUCAUUACUGUAUCCUGUUUGUGGCUAAAGUAGCAUUCUUCAACAUAACCUUUGCUCAGAUAAACAGUACCAUAGUAUAUAUAUAUAUAAGUACUUUUAUAGUCAUUACAAUAGAGUUGAAAGCUCUUAUCACACUUGGUAAUAGGAGAAUUAUACAGAAUUCAUCUAAAGUGCAGCUAUUCCCAAACUAGUCACAAGACGUGUGGACCUGGUUUAAAUCAUGUGGAACAAGUUUUGCUUUUUAUACAUGUCACAUAUUGCUAUGGCCGACCUCCACCAACUUCUCCUCUACACCGAUUAGUUAUCCUUAUUGUAAUUUAAAAAGUUUUAAUAACAGAGUUAAAACCAAACUCUGUGCAUAGAAUUACCCCAUGUGAGUUAUCUCCAAGGCCUUAUCUGCUGUCUUAUCAGUUACUUUUUCACUUUAAAUCCAUACUGAAAUUGUCAGUUGAUAUUUCUCCCCAUGACCAAUUUGUACUGGCUCACCUCAACUAUUUUCGUUAAACUAAUGUUUUGGAAAGUUGGUGUUGGUUGUUCUCUUUAUGUUCAAUUCCAGGGUAUUUCUUUGCUGUUGUCAUCAAAUCAUUGUUUUGAAACAAUUUUCUUAUAGUGCAGUAAAAUUGGUAUUCAUUUCUUUUUUUUAUAUUAAAUUUUUACAUUUGAGUGCAUUUUUAACUUGAAAUUUAUAACUGUAUCAACGUUUGGAUCCUAUUUCCUCUCAGAAAUCCUAAUGAACUGUUACCAAGUCUAUUUUGUUAACUAUGUUAUCAAAUGGUUAUUUUGAUUCAAUCACCCUAAAUGUGCAGCUUAUGACUGGUGUAUAAAAUUCAAUUUUUUUAAUUUUAAAUUGUUAAAUUGAAAUGAGUAUUUAAAAAUAGAAAAGAAAUAUCUAAAAUUUAAAAAUGUAUCAACAUUUGGGUUCUAUUAUUAAGUGCUGUUCCUGUUACCAAGUAUGUUGAGAACUGUUAUUAUGAAACAGUUAUAUAAUUUAUAUUUAAAAACAACAUCAUGAAGCAUUGCUGCACUCCUCUUUGCACUGCCCCAGAUGUAAGCUUUUAAAUAUGUUUUCCUAACAAAUUUUUUACCAUGUGCAUCUCUAAUUUAGUUUUUUGCAUUUUUUUACUCUAUAACCUUUGUAAAAGAAAUCUAAAAAAGAAAUUUGAUAAUGAGUAAUAAAUUGAAUAUUUAGUGACAGAAUUCAUAUUAAUAAGAGAGUCAUUAACAUUAGAUGUUUGAUAUUGGAUUUAAGGUGCUUGUGAUGAUGAUUAUGAUAUUUAACCUGUACACUCCUGUCAUUGAUAUGAACUAAAUUUAGAAUUAUUGAUUUAAUAUUAAUCGUGUCUUGGUGGCGAAACAAUUAUGAGCUUUUUUGUAGCUAUUUUAUGAAAAAUAGAAUCAAAUUUUUUUUGUCUUUUAUUGAUUUAUCUAUUUCUUUUUUUAAAAAAAAAUUGGUGAAAAUUAUGUCUUAUUUUGUUCUACAUUUAGUCAAGCACUAGAUUUUAUUCUUUUAUUUUGUUGCAGUUUUAAAAUGCUAUAAUAUUGACUGAUCUCAUUGUUUAUUAAAAGUGAAUGUUAUAAAGAUAUAAUUUUCUUAGUAAAAUUCUAAACUUCAUCCAUCUGUAUUAUUAUUAGUUUGAAAAUAUUUUGUCAAAACAUAAAAUUGUAGGCCAACACUUAUUCGAAUUGAAUAUUGUGUAGACAAAACUUUCAAACUAAUAUUCAAAACUGCAUUCAUUUUUAUUUUAUAUUGAAAAUAUUUUCUCUAUUAUGUAUUAUUUUGUUACAUAUUUAAUUGAGUACUAGAUUUUAUGUUUUACAUUUCCUGCAUUUUUAGAACAAUAUAAAAUUGAUUGAUCUCAAUGUGUUGGAUCUCAGUGAAAUUUUAUACUGAAAUUGUCGUCAAUGCUUAUUUAGAUUUGAUGUUGUGAAGAUAAACAUUUUUAUGAAUUCUAAACUAGAUCCUUUUUGUUGUUUAUUCAGAAAUUAUUACUGAACCUCCUACUUAAAAUUUGAUCAAAGGCAGGUUUCAAAGUACUUAUUAGAUUGGUAUUAGACUUAAUUAUAUCUUAUGCAACCAUUUUUAAACCUUUAAAUCUAAUGAAAAUUUCUUAUUUUAUGUUCAUCAUUGUUAUCAUGUUGUGAAUUGGACUUAAUUUCCAUUUGUUUUUAAACACAUAUAUUCAGGCGAUGAAUUUUAUAACUCUUUUGCAUAGUUAAGGAUAAAAUUAAAUUUAUCCCAGUUAAAAAGAGUCAAUUUAUUAAAUGAACUAAAUUUUAUUUGUAAUUAUUUUACAUAAAUUUUAAUUACAUUAUGUAUUCUGCUUUUUUAUCAUUGAGGUUAAAUUAAUCCUGAAUAUGAAAAGUUUAGUUUAUCAGUUCAAUGAUUAAUAUUUUAUUGUCAAUUACUUAACAUAAAACUUAAUUGUAUUAUGUAUUCUGCUCAUCAUUGAGUGCUGUUUCAGUGUUUUUCAUACUUUCAUUGAAAACGGGUAUUAUUUCUACUUAAUUCCUCAUUAUCAUUGUGGUAAUCACUUGUGUAAAUAUUUUUCUUUCUUUUUUUUAAUUGCACUUGUUUGAAACCCUUGUCUAUGAAAUACUUUUGUCUCUAUAGAGUUCUAUACUUUUAAUAGCACUGAAAUGAAUUGAUCUGUAUAUAUUGUACAGUAUUGAAUAUAGUAUAUUCCUAUUGUGAGUAUUUUGGAAGUCUGUGUUUUUGUUUACUGUCUAGUAUGAGAGUUUAGUUUUUAUUAAUUAAGUGUAAAAUGAAAAGUGCAUUUUUCUCAAUAAAUGUAGUGGUUCUAAAAGUGCUUGAAAUAUAGAUAUUGUGAAUAAUUAUACCUACCACCACACUGUCCUCAUAUAAAUUAUUAAAAUGCAAAUAUAUAGACAUGGGUUAUCAGACUUUGCAACAAGCAAAUAAACAGAAAAAGAUUUGAAUAUUCAAACCCUGUUAUAAUGAAUUUUUUAAAAAAGAAUAAAUUAAUUGAGUUAACGAAAAAAAAAAUUCCCAACAUAAUAUGGAAAGGUAAAAAAUAGCAUAACCCUAUAUUUCUUCUAUGGAAUAAUUUUUUUUAAUCUAGUAUUAAGUGAAAAUAAAUAAUUAAAGUGCCCAAAAGUUUGUUUGCAUUCUAACUUCACGAUCAUACCAGAAAUACUGAUAACUUUUGAUGCAGAAUCUGCUAUAAUCUGAAAAAAUAAUGAGUUUUUUAUUUAAACUUUGUAAUUUAACUGUGGCAUUAGUUCAGUCCAUAAAAUCUGAAACUAACUUACAUCAAGUGAUUUGCUCUUUGUACCAUCAAUGUGAAAUAGUUUCUGUCAGUGUUUUUUUCUAACAUUAUUUUCACCUACAUCUUAUAUUUCCUUUGCUUAUUAAGUACAUCAUUUACCCUCUAAAUUAUUGCCAGUUGCACAUCUUUUCUCAGAUUCAUAGAAAUAAUUUUUUUUUUUUUUUACUAAAAAUUCUUGAAGCAUUUUGAACUAAAAGUUAAUUCCACCCAAAUUUAAAAAUAUAUGCACUAUAAUUUUUAAGAUACUGCUAAUAUAUUCAUGAAAAUAAAUUAAUAUUCACUGUGUUAUUGUUAGCUUUAAGAAAAAAAAUUAUUGAAACGAGUGUAAAUCUUGAAAAAUAUCAAUCCAUUAGUACAAUCCACUGUUAGCCAUUAAUUUUAUGCUGUUGUUUUGAACCAAAAAUUAUUUCCUUAAAGUUUUUGAACUAUCACUGACAGACAUCUUAAAACAAAUUAUUUGUCUUUGUUGCAUCUUUUUUAACAUUUCUAGUUUAUUGAACAUUUAUAAAGCUUUAAUAGAAAAUUAAAUAAUAACUCAUAAACAGUGUUUUCAACACAAACAUGAGCAUAAACAAAUGCUAUCCAUUUAAUUCACUGCUUUAGAAAACGUUAUCCAUACAAAAAUAAAGAAGCGUUUCCUACAUAAAAAUUUCUAUUAGCUCAAAAUUAUUUCUCAAAGUAAUCGUUUAUAUGAAAUUGUCUGGAAAUAAUGUCAAAACAAAAGUUUACUGUAAAGUUCAUUAUAAUGAGGUUUGACUGUAUAUUCAUAUAAAUAAAAAAAUAAUUAUUUUUCCCCCACUGCCAAUCAUGUUUUAUAACAUUUUAAGUUGUAUUCUUGACCAAGUAUAGGUAGCUUAUUUUUUAUGUUUGUUGUUGUGAUAAAAAGGAGGUAAACCCUUCAAAUUUUUGUUUUUACCAUAUAUGUUGUCUCUUUUCAAUUAUAGAGUAUUUUGAUAUAAUUGUUUUAUUUGUGAAUGACGCUGAUCUAUUGAUCUGUGAAAUUUUAUUCUGAUUAUACAUUUUUUUCUAGAUAUGCUAUGCAAAGUUAUGUAAUUUGUGUCAAGGCAUUCCAUACAUUUGUAUGCAGAUGUCGGGCUGUGUUAACUUCGUUGAUUUGUAUAAUAAUAAUUAAUCUGUAAAUUCUUGUAAUAAAGGCAGUAAUGUGUUUGUGACAA
Parasteatoda tepidariorum (common house spider) is the source of this 11546-nucleotide messenger RNA. The record is from RefSeq and is a predicted model, not a curated record. Lineage: Eukaryota; Metazoa; Arthropoda; Arachnida; Araneae; Theridiidae.